UUCUUCCCCUCACCUCUCUCCUGGCUCCUCCUCUUCAUGCAGCUGGGGAAGUUUGCAGCGGACGGUGCCCGCGGAAGGUGUAGUCAUGGCCGGGGUGCUCUCCUACGAGAGCUUGGUCCAUGCUAUGGCCGGGGCUGUGGGUAGCAUGACAGCAAUGACCGUGUUUUUUCCUUUGGAUACAGCUAGGCUGAGACUUCAAGUUGAUGAAAAACGCAAAUCCAAGACAACACAUGCAGUUCUGUUGGAAAUAAUAAAAGAAGAAGGCCUUCUGGCUCCUUAUCGAGGGUGGUUCCCUGUCAUCUCCAGCCUUUGUUGUUCCAACUUUGUCUAUUUCUAUACAUUUAACAGUCUAAAAGCGGUAUGGGUCAAAGGUCAUCAUUCCACCACAGGAAAAGAUUUGACUCUUGGGGUGGUUGCAGGUGUAGUGAAUGUAUUGUUGACUACUCCACUCUGGGUAGUGAACACCCGCUUGAAACUCCAGGGGGCAAAAUUCAGAAAUGAAGACAUUAUACCAACAAAUUACAAGGGCAUUGCAGAUGCUUUUCAUCAGAUAAUAAGAGAUGAAGGAAUCCUGGCUCUUUGGAAUGGCACUUUUCCCUCAUUGCUGUUGGUGUUCAAUCCUGCCAUACAGUUCAUGUUCUAUGAAGGGCUCAAGCGGAAAAUUUUGAAGAAACAAAUGCAGCUUUCCUCCCUAGAUGUAUUUGUCAUUGGAGCAAUAGCCAAAGCAAUCGCCACUACGUUCACUUACCCCAUGCAGACAGUACAGUCAAUUUUGCGGUUUGGACAUCACCGGCUGAACCCAGAAAAUAAGAGACUAGGCAGUCUUAAAAAUAUUCUCUACCUUCUUCAGCAGAGAAUAAAGCGAUUUGGAUUAGCUGGACUCUAUAAAGGGCUUGAAGCAAAGCUGCUGCAAACAGUCCUCACCGCUGCAUUGAUGUUCCUCGUCUACGAAAAAAUUGCUUCUGCUACAUUCACAGUCAUGCGGUUGAAGCGUUGAAGUAUUAGCCUCUACAUCUCACUUAGUCUGGGAACAGAAAACAGGUUCCUGGGAAGCACAAAAGCAGUAUCUGAAGAGUGACAGGGUUAUUCCUUAAAAUCUACAGUACUGUUUUUACUGUGUUCUUGUUCUCACUGAGUUCUUUGGAAUAUGUCCGAAGAAAAAGCUUGAAGAGAAAACUGGAAGCGUUAGCUUCUUGUUGCUUUAUAAUAGUUAGAUAAAUCUUCUUGGAAAAUUUUGUUUUAGGAAUUGAAAUGGAAAAUAUUUCACUGUAUAGGUGGAAGCUCAUAAGCUCUUUAGAGGGGUUUGACUUCCUCAGUAAAGGGAAUGAGGGUGUGUCUUCAUGGUACUUGGUUCAUUUAAAGUAUCCUUCAUCUUUCAUUCUCCACUUGCUGUCAGAUUGUCCCAGAUUUGAUACUGUAUUCUCUCUUUCAUAACUGGACCAUUAAAAAACUUUAUAGAGAAUUAA
Molecule: messenger RNA, 1466 nt
Organism: Sphaerodactylus townsendi
Lineage: Eukaryota; Metazoa; Chordata; Lepidosauria; Squamata; Sphaerodactylidae
Gene: SLC25A17
Product: solute carrier family 25 member 17
Exons: 9
Coding region: 86-997 (303 amino acids)
Biological process (GO): transmembrane transport
Cellular component (GO): peroxisomal membrane
Molecular function (GO): FAD transmembrane transporter activity; FMN transmembrane transporter activity; coenzyme A transmembrane transporter activity
Source: RefSeq, a predicted model, not a curated record